Molecule: messenger RNA, 840 nt
Organism: Strongylocentrotus purpuratus (purple sea urchin)
Lineage: Eukaryota; Metazoa; Echinodermata; Echinoidea; Camarodonta; Strongylocentrotidae
Product: 5-hydroxytryptamine receptor 1D-like
Exons: 3
Coding region: 1-840 (279 amino acids)
Biological process (GO): adenylate cyclase-activating adrenergic receptor signaling pathway
Cellular component (GO): membrane
Molecular function (GO): G protein-coupled receptor activity; dopamine neurotransmitter receptor activity, coupled via Gi/Go
Source: RefSeq, a predicted model, not a curated record
AUGCCAAAACAGCUGAAAGGGAUUCCUAAUGUUGUCCAUACGCACCUCGGGUACUAUCCGUUCUCACAUAGGAUAUGCAGAGUGGUGUCUGCAAUACAGGCCGGACUUCUGAACGCCUCUAAUUUUGCCAUCGUCGUGAUCUGCGUUGAUCGACAUCGGGCUACUUACGAUCCCAUCAACCACUUCAUGUCAAGAAGCAAACGAAUGGCUAUCAUCAAAAACUCCAUCCCAUGGAUAGUUUCCCUAGCAUUUUGGUUUCUCUACACCACCGCACCUGAAUUCAUCAUCGGCUUCGACAACGGGCGUUACUGCGCUCGUUGGUACCGCUACAAGCCAUUACUCACCGUAAUGACGUUCAUCAGCUACUUCUAUCUACCAUUCACCAUCAUCUCCGUACUGUACUUCAGAAUCGUCUUGAAGAUUCGGGCUUCAUUCGGGGGUCGGGAAGUCGUGAGACAGUUUGCAAUGCAAGAACCGAACGGGGAAAGCACCCUAGCAGAGCUACAUCGCCAUGGGAUUGCGUCAUCAGGCAGCACAUUGACCAUCAAUACAGACCUGUCAUCGGCCAACCAUGACGGGGAUUUGAAGAUGAAGGAUAGCGAUGAUACCAACAUGAAGAAAACUACAACUCGACGUGAAUCGUCCGCCGAGAUGCACAAGGCUACCAAAACGCUCCUCUUCAUCGUCGUCGCUUUCGUAGUUUCAUGGCUACCGCAGAGCAUCAUUAUCCUCAUUUACUCCAUCGAACCCGUGCUCAUUAUUCCAGAACUACCUCGACCAGUUCUACUGUUCUUUGGAUGGAUGCUGUUUCUCAACAGCCUCCUCAACCCGAUAUCGUAA